Anastrepha obliqua is the source of this 1034-nucleotide messenger RNA. Its product is annotated as zinc finger BED domain-containing protein 4-like. The transcript has 2 exons. Bases 9 to 962 code for a protein of 317 amino acids. Lineage: Eukaryota; Metazoa; Arthropoda; Insecta; Diptera; Tephritidae. The record is from RefSeq and is a predicted model, not a curated record. Gene Ontology annotation, molecular function: protein dimerization activity.
AGACAAUUAUGGGAAAGUGCAAAAGCAUAGUUUCGUUUUUCAAGAGCAGCUCAAUAGCGUAUGCAAAAUUUAAGCAAGCCCAGGAACCAAUGAAGCCAUAUAGUCUAAAACAGGAGUGCCCUACAAGGUGGAAUAGUGCUUUCUACAUGAUUGAGCGCAUUUUGGCCACAAAGUCAGCUAUUGCUAAAGUCCUGUUAGAUACUCCGAAAGCAAUACUACCUCUAUCAGUUGAUGAGCUAUCUGUUCUGGAAGAUUUAAAGCAGGUUCUUUCACUAUUCGAGGAUGCGACGGUACAAACAUCAUCCAGCUCUAAUGUAACAGUUUCGCUAAUUAUACCAUUGGUUAGCGGACUUUUGCAUAAUUUGAGUGAAAUCAAAGAUCGACUAGAAACUGAUGAUGGCCGUAACGUAUGCAACUUGCUAAUGGAAGGCAUACGGCAAAGACUACUGCCAUAUGAAAAAAGAACUGUGACUCGUUUGUCGACAUUACUGGAUCCGCGUUUUAAAAAGGAGGGUUUUUUUUCAAAUACAAACUCUAUAGAAGCCGAAAAAUUUUUAGAAAAUGAACUUUCGCCACUUUACAAAGAAAAUCACCCUCCAAAUAUAUCUAGCCUGCCAACACCACUAUGCGAUAAAACUCCACUUCUUAAUUUUUUGGAAAAAAACAAAACUCAAAAAAUUCGUAAUUCCCGAGUUGAUUCGAUUUUGACCCUUCGUCAAUACUUCAACAUGGAAAAUAUAAACUCUAGUUUAAACCCUUUAGACUACUGGAAGAUCUCGACUGAUGAGCCAUUGAAGAUGAGCUCAAAAAAAUAUCUCUGCGUACCGGCUACGUCAACUGAAAGUGAGCGUAUGUUCAGCAAAGCAGGUUUAAUAGUGAGUGAAAAACGAAGUUCACUAAAGCCAAAAAAUGUGGAUAUGCUGGUUUUCCUAAAUAAAAAUGAAUGGAUCUCAAACAACUGAUAAGUUGAGUCAUUAUAUUUUCAUAAUUUAAUUUGUUUGAAAAACUCACAAAACUGUUAUGUUAAGUUAUCA